AUGAGCAGCCACCUCUCCCCCGGCGAAUCCUUCCUUAUCCACGGUGGAUCAAGCGGAAUCGGUACAUUUGCUAUACAGAUGGCAAAGCACCUCGGAAUCAAGGUUUUUGUUACUGCAGGAAGCCAAGAGAAACUAGAUGCUUGUGCAGGUUUGGGUGCGGAUGUAUGCAUAAACUACAAAACCGAAGACUUUGCAGCAUGUAUCAAAGAAGAAACUAAUGGAAAUGGAGGUGAUGUCAUUCUGGACAACGUCGGCGGAUCAUAUCUCCAGCGCAAUCUGGACAGCUUAGCAGUUGAUGGUAGGCUUUUCAUCAUUGGUUUCAUGGGAGGCAGCGUGACUGAAGUGAACCUGCAGGCGAUGCUUGCCCGAAGAUUGACCAUACAAGUUGCUGGGCUGCGGAGCAGAAGCCUUGCCAAUAAAGCUCAGAUCGUCAGCGAGGUGGAGAGAAAUGUAUGGCCAGCCGUUGCGUCGGGCAAUGUGAAGCCGGUGGUUUACAGGACACUCCCUCUAUCUGAGGCAGCUGAAGCUCACAAGCUGAUGGAGUCAAGCUCCCACAUUGGCAAGAUACUACUGAUUCCAUGA
Molecule: messenger RNA, 582 nt
Organism: Triticum turgidum subsp. durum (durum wheat)
Lineage: Eukaryota; Viridiplantae; Streptophyta; Magnoliopsida; Poales; Poaceae
Source: the annotation of a GenBank genome assembly